AUGGAUCAAGAUAUGCUCGAGUCCAGCUCUGCUGGCACUAACACUGGCUCCUCCCACACAACUGAAAGUCCACUUCGCGUUCCCACCUACGAAGACCUGUUUCCUGAGAGCCUUGUCGCGGAUGCUGCUUUUCGCGUGUUUAGCUACGCUAGGCAAGAGGCGGCACUGACCCCUCCUCGUCCUUGCUCGCCUAUUCAGCCCGUGCCCCUGAGCAUUGAUCCGCAGAGGCUGGGAGAGUAUCGCCAGUCGCUUGCUGGCUUGCUGGCGAGUACGUUGGAGGGUCUCGCGCUUUGUGAGGCUCAAGCCGUGCAGGAGAACGAUGAUAACUACGACGAAGACUAUGACGAAGAGAGCGACUAUGGUUCCGAUAAAGCUGUUGAAAAUCGCGAAGGUAGCUGCCAGCUCACCGACGAGGAGGAAGGCAAUGACCAAACUGAUUCUGUCAGCUCUAUCCAAUCUUCUAUCGAGACUCCUGUUGAGUCCACUGUUCAGUCUUCUGAGCCCAAGACUGAGCCGUUCCCUGAUUAUGACGAGACUUGCGAGUUGUACCCGCCCGUCGACUUCGUCCAGCACGAACAGGCCUACAAAUACGCCAUCUCCAAGGUCGUCGAGGAAGUAAUCCGCUUCAGAGAGGUUGAUCCUUGUAUAGCCAAUCCGAGCUUCUCCAGCAGUGAUGACGAAGACGAACAUCGCCCUCUACUUGCGCCGAUCGAAGAAGACGAAGCUGAGGAGCAGAGUACCGUCAAGCAGGUUCCAAGCGGCAUCUAUGAAGCGCAAGUCCCUAACGAGCCAGCCUCAAACGCUUCUCCACCCUCUGGGAUGUAUGCUUCCCGCGAAGAGUCCGACAAAAUGCGCGUCGUCGAUGACAUGAGACGUCUCCUCUGCAGUCAGUGUCUUGGCGAUGGCCCUCGAGGCGUCUUUCAUGAUUUCUCUUACUUGAUCAUCCGUAUGGGGGAGAUCCUAUUCCGCAAUAAAGACAGUUCUCCGUUGCACUUCAUGUCUGCUGGAGCUACCUACGACAUCAAGAUGAUUGCUUCUGUGAUUACGCGCUAUCUGGCCGUCGUCGACGCUCGUUUGGUUGAACUGCUUGACGUCGGUUCUCACGUGCACUACAUCCUGGGCGAGGUUUCGAGGGACAUGGGAGUUAACUUCUUCAUUCGUUAUCGUCGCAUGCUCCAUGUGAUCUUAGGAAGCCAGCUCCGCAAAGUAACCCCCAUCGAGAAGACCCUCCUAACCACCUUCCUCGACCUAUACGACAACUUCGUCUACACCUCCUUCCUCAACACCCGCAACCGUCAGUUGCUUCUGGAGGACAUCGUCGACAUCGAACGCAACGAAGUCACCCGCAUCCUCGUCGCCCUGUGGGAUAUACUCUGCCGCGUCAUCGAGGGCUAUGACCGCUACUUGAAUCUCAUGGAGGGUAUUGGAAUCGAAUACUUGGAUCCUCUCAUCGAGCAGAUCGAGCAGUAUCUGCAUCCUAUUCGUGGUAGCGAGAGGGAGCGGUGUAUUAGGGCGCAGCUAGAUGAGGGAUUUGAGCGGUACACGGAGGCCAAUGUUUCGAUUCUAAGGCCGGAGGAUAGCUUUUAUCCUUGA
This is a messenger RNA of Aspergillus ruber CBS 135680, 1593 nucleotides long. RefSeq lists its product as uncharacterized. The transcript is spliced from 2 exons. NCBI's taxonomy places the organism in Eukaryota, Fungi, Ascomycota, Eurotiomycetes, Eurotiales, Aspergillaceae. The record is from RefSeq and is a predicted model, not a curated record. The coding region runs from base 1 to 1593 and encodes 530 amino acids.